GAGUGGGUUUUUAGAAGGUCCACCUCUUCUCCUGCAGAUGCCUGCAGAUGUGGCCUGCAGCAGAAGAGGUUUUCAAGAAGAAAAAACAAACAGCACCAAAGUGAUUGAUUCAGCGAAGAGUUUAGUGGUUUGCAGAAAUGGAGAGAACUCCAGCAGCUUGUGCCAUGAAUUGGAGCAUUCAGCUUGACAAAGCCCUACGCUCCAACAACUCUGGGAAACGUACAGAAGCUAUUCAAGAAACCGGGGCCAGGCUGGAGUGGUGGAGCACGGAACCCGAGCUUUCUAUGGCUGAAUACGACAUGUUUGGCUUAAUCCCUGGUGAGGAUAAGCUAUUCGCAAACGCCAUCCUUCUGCGCCUCGCUGACACGUUUGUGUCAGGUGACAAACACACCAAACUUUGUGUUGUAAAGAUGUUCUUGUCUGAGUUUAAGCACAGGAAAACUAAAAGUUCCAAUAGGAACAACAAAGGUUUUUUCUCGAAGCACAAUAUACCAAACCACUUGGAACUAUUGAGGAGAAUAAAGUUGUGUUUCAACUCUGGUGACGAGGAAGUUAGAGCAAUGUCAUUAGUACUUUUUGGCUGCUGGUCUGAUUUUUCUAAAGAUAAUGCGGAGAUUCGAUAUCUUGUGUUUUCUUGUAUUGUAUCAUGCCAUGUUCUAGAGGUCAAGGCCUCAUUAUUUGCGGCUGGAUGCUUUUGUGAGUUUUCCGAUGACUUUGCGUGUGUAUUCCUCGAGAUGUUAGUAAAAGUGGUUUCGUCUUCUGACAUGCCAUUUGCCGGUAGGCUAGCGGGAGUUCGCGCGUUUGCAAAACUAGGAAGAUCUUCGGCACUAUCUAGUAGGGCUUACGAGGAGGGAACAAAUCUGAUUUUAGAUUCAGUGGACGAUGAUAUUAUGACAACUAUGCUGAUUUCACUCUCUCUAAUUGCGUCCAGAUCAGCACUCUUGAUUUCUAGGCAGGUAGAUCUGCUUCUAACGUUUUUAAGCGAAGAUAAGUCAUUGUCAUUAAGAGCAACAUCAUUAAGAUGCUUAAACAUUGUUUUAUCAAGAAGUUGGUUUCGUUUUUCUCUUCCUACAAAGCUGAUGACUGCAAUGUUCAACACGUUAAAUGCAGAACUUCAACCAGUGAUGCAGCACGAUGCUAUUCAUAUUUUGUAUGAGAUCCUGAUGUCGAAGUUGUUAAGCAUCAACGGUUCGGAAAUAAACGAAUGUUUUACCAAGAUAUUAACCAUUGUCGAGACUGUAGUGCAAUCUUUGUCACUAUCAAACCGACUCUUUGCCAUUCAUUUUCUAGCAAAUAUAUCUGUAAAGUUCACUAGAAAAAUAGACACGACAUACGAUCGAAAUGAUAAAACUCUCGCAACCCAAGCGAUUUCAUUUCUCGUGGAUCGCAUCACUUUACUGACAAACUCGGUUUUAAACCGUAAUCAACCCAACUUAGAAACGGAGCAAGAAACUCAGAGCUUAUUUAGAACCAUCAAACUUUUGCUUUACAAAUGCCCAAAUCUUGGUGAGUUUGCGUUAAAUAAGCUCCAUCUUUUUGUCAAAUGCCUGCUGCAUAAGGAUAAUGGAACUUUCGGGUCAAAGCUUGUGGUCUGUGUAUCAAAAGUUGUCAACUUGUGUCUAAAAAACACGAUGAAAUAUGGAAAUUUUAGUAGUGAAAUCCAGAAUGUUGCGAGGCUUAUGAUUAACGAUGUUUGUGGAUGCGGUUAUUUCGAUCACUAUGUGCACGUUAUCUAUCAUCUCCUGUUACUAAAAGAAAUAGACGAAUGCAAUAAGGAUCAUGCGUACGUUAUCGAAAAUGAAAUUCUUGCACUUGAGAAAGCGAAGAAGCUUAUGGAAGUGAAAGACUAUUGGUCUGCUUACAAAGCUGGAAAAUACGCGUGUGUCCACGGGGCGUGGUUUAUGGCUGCAUUUAUUUUUGGCGAAUUAUUGACUGUAGUUCAUUCGGAUUCCUGCCAUCAAUGGUUAACAUCUUUGACUUUAUUUGCGUAUUCAGAAAUGAAAAUCCUGUAUUGCAGUUUACCAAAAGAACGGUCAACUUUGUUAAGUUGGUUAGUCGGUAACCGAUCUUCGUCUUUACCGAUAAUAGGAGUUUUAGGUGAAAUAAGCAAAACGACAGAUCAUGAGAUUGAAAAUCUUGAUGUGGUUCGUAAAAUUCUUCAGGUUUCAAAGGAAAUGCUGUCAGCGAAUGACGUCACGCCAAGUGGCCGACACUACUUCCAGAUUCAGUUUUUGGCUCUAAGGGCAAAUGUUAUAGAAAUUGCGGUUCACGUCUUUAAUGAAAUUAGCAAAGGGCAAAACAGUCAUUUGCAACAUGGUGCAUCAUCGGUUCAACCACUUACACAACUAUCCACACGGUUAAUGAAAUUAGCACACGGGUAUGAUUUAGUUGCCACGUCAUUUAUGAACAUGGACCCCACAAGUACAACCAUCAUUUCUUCUCAUGCGCUAAGUUGUUCACUUUUGGCCUUUAUUACCGGAUUCUCGCUUUUCUUUCAGUUCGAAAAUGUUGAUUUACAGAGUGAUUUACACGCUAUGCUUAUAAACGAUCUAGUGGGUCGGCUUUGGUGUAUAGACCGGGAGACUAGCAAAGAGCUUUUGUUGCUUUUAAAGACUUGUAUUGGUCAACCUAAGAGCUGCUUUGGUCAACUGUCCAAAACUCGGAGGCUGGAAAAUACAUAUGAAGUAACAAGUAUUAUAAAGAUUUGUCGUUUUGCUGUCGAGAGAGUUGUUGACAUUCAAAAUGCGGCAAAAAGAAUGCAUGAAAAUGACGAUGAGAUUCAAUCGCAAAUAGUUAAUGAUGGAUUGGAGCUUCAGCUAGAUGUUUUAAAGAAGUGGUUAAAUGUCUCUUUCAUGACACCAACAUACUAUUUCAGUUUAAGGCCUUGUGUAUCUUGCCAGCUGUUUGCCAUGAAUCGAGACUCUCAAAACGGUGCAAAGAUCUCUGUUCUGCCAGGACAUCAACUUCAUCUAGAUCUAUGUCUUCAAUUAAACGACGUUUUACCAGAGUCCCGAGCUCGGAUUACCAAACUUUAUUGCAUCCUUAAGUGUAAAAUAUCCUAUCGGCAACCUAGUCAAAGUCAAGACGUUAAAAGUCAAACAAGGAUGAAAAUUCAUGAUUGGGCAGAUGAUGCCGUUUUAGAAUUAAACGACAAGCUAAUCAAGUAUGUCAACAAGUGUGAGAAAGAUGACGAUGGGCGGAUUACAGAAUCAGUAGUUUGUUUUAGACUUAAUGAAAAAGGCCAAGGGUUCUCGACGUGCAUGCUUAAUGUUUCUAUGUUUCCUUUGGGUUCGUAUGAGAUUAAGUGGCGUGCUGGUUGUUUGGAUAUUGAUGGUUGUUAUUGGAGUCUGAAUUCUUCGAGUUCUGGUCCAGUUUUUACUGUACAAAAACCUUGUUAAAUGAGGUGAUUUGGAAUUUAACUGUUUUACUGCAGA
Messenger RNA from Helianthus annuus (common sunflower), 3434 nucleotides. RefSeq lists its product as uncharacterized. Gene Ontology annotation, biological process: snRNA 3'-end processing. The record is from RefSeq and is a predicted model, not a curated record. The coding region runs from base 138 to 3398 and encodes 1086 amino acids. Gene Ontology annotation, cellular component: integrator complex. The transcript has 7 exons. NCBI's taxonomy places the organism in Eukaryota, Viridiplantae, Streptophyta, Magnoliopsida, Asterales, Asteraceae.